UUGUAAAUCACCUCAUUUAGGGGAGAUAGUAUAUUGAUAAUUAGGGUUUCAGUUUUUGUUGGAAUUUUCGGCGCUGUGGCAAGGAUUUAAAGUUUCCGAUUUCAAUUUCAAUUUCAUUUAAAUUUCAAUUUGAUUUUAAUUUCAAUUUCAAAUUCAUUGUCAUUAUUAGUGAAUUAAGUAGUAAUAUUGUUUGUAAAUCUGUAAGUUUACUUAGGGAAUGGAGGAGGAUCUGGAUAUGGUUCCAGAGGAGUUGAAGGUGAUGAAUCGGGAGAAGUUGGUGGAAUACAUGUUUCCUUGUUGUCCAGUAGCUGCUUGGGACAAAGAUAUAUUAUCAGAGCGAUUACAUGGUAUUGGAGAAGAGCAAUCGCCAACCGUCGAUGAUCCUGUUUUUGUUCAAGUGCGUGAUGUUUCGGCGAAGCUAAAAACUUUAAUAUCAGAUGAGAUCUGGAAAGAAUGUAAUAGAAUGAAAUCGAAAUCUCGCGUAAUCGUUGGGAAGCGGUAUGAUCUCAAAAAAUGGAGGGGUUUUCUCAACCGUGGGGAUGGCCGUAAAGUUGAAGCAGCUAAGUAUCUAAAGGGUAAAUACAUUUUGAUUUGCUCUUUUAAUGUGCCUAUUUAUUGGGAUUGUUGUGCCUGGGAACUAUCAAUGGUGUGUCGCGAGUUGUAUUCUAAACUCAACAACAAGUUUGAGAUGGUAAUUGUACCAAAGAUGAGACGUGGUUGGUCUACAGAUGAGAGGGCUUUUCAUCACUUUAUCUCUGGCUUUCCUUCUUCCUGCCUUUCAAUCCCUUUUCAGGAUCAACGUUAUCGUUAUCGUGUAUGCAAGGCUCUUGGAGAAUUUUUUGAGUGCAGAAUUGUUCUGGUAUCCCGCACUGGUACUGUUCUGCUCAACUCUAGCCUUGAUAAUGCCUUCGAGCGUAUAUUGCCUUCCAUUGGAGCUGAUCCGCGUCCUUUCCCUAGCAUCAAUGGGGUUAAGUUUCAACAUUUGAAGAAGACUCCCUUGUCUCUUGAGAAAAGUUUGGGUUCUGAUUUUCUCUUUAAGGACGGGAAGCAAGUGCCGAUUUCACUACUCAAAUCGAAGCCAGUGGCGUUGUACCUCUAUGAGACUGGGGAAUUACUAGGCUUGCUACGUAAGGUUGAGGAAGCGUGUAGGAGAAAUUACAGGGAGCUUGAGAUAGUGAUCGUAUAUGUUCCCUGGAAGUACAGUGGAAAUCCAUGGAAGUUUACCAAAUUACUGGUGCAUACGUUGGCUGAGCUUUGUAUCUCAUGGUGGGUUGCACCUUUCAACAGUACUGCAUCCAUUACCCUUGGAAGAUUCUUUGGUCGUGGGUAUCCAAACAAGGUGGUGAUUGUGGGACCUAAUGGAGAAUAUGUAGAUCCCUGUGGAGCAGAAAUUAUGAAGCUUUUUGGUAUUCAUGCCCAUCCCUUCACUCUUGAAGGCGUUGUCAGUAAAAUUUUGAACAAACUAAGGAAAGUCACCCUAGAUUCUUUCUUUAAAGGAAUGCCUUGUGAAAAUCUUAGGGGGAAGAAUGUUCUUCUCUAUUUUGAUUAUCCAUACAACGUUUCUAGUUAUGUGUAUGAGGCAUUUAUCCGCCUUGAUCAUAGUUGUUCUGAUAUGGAAGUGCUACCCUGUUCCUUAGCUUCUGCUGAAGAAGUUGAGAGUUGUUGUAGAAACAGUUCAUAUAACUUUAAAGUACAUGUAUGGUACUAUAAUGAUGAUGUCAGUAAAAAGUUCUUCUUAAGGUUCUUUAAACGUGUAUUCCGGACCAUUGUUGCAUUUGGGAAAGAUGGCAGGAUUUGCUCAGUACUUGCUCAUCGUCUUCCAACUCCUUGUGGGGAUGAAGCUUUCGAAAUCGGAUGUAAUCUGCGUGAAGAGGUAUCGAAACUACUGGGUGACUUAAUUGCAGAGUAUAUACUUUACGGCGGCCUAGUCUAAUGUGAUAAUUGAUAAAUGCUUGGAACGAUGUGCAGCAAAUAAGGUCUUUUCUACUAAUUAUUUAAGUUUAGUAUUUAAAAUAUAAAUAGCUCUUUUAUUUUUGAGUUUUCAUAUUGUACUUGGAAAGUUUAAAAUGAAUCGUAGCUGCAGUUGAUUGCUAAUAUAUACCUUGUUUUGAGUGGGCAUAAGCUCUCUUUGUUUGUGAUGUGGUUUAAAUGACGAUGGUGGACAAAAUUGUUCUAAUUAUGGUCCUUUGAAGAGAGGUGGUUUCAUUCAUGUAGUGCGCACAAGUAAUUACUAUUGAAAUUUAAAUACUUGAAUCUUAUCUUAUUCUUAUUA
Molecule: messenger RNA, 2272 nt
Organism: Amaranthus tricolor (Joseph's coat)
Lineage: Eukaryota; Viridiplantae; Streptophyta; Magnoliopsida; Caryophyllales; Amaranthaceae
Product: probable nucleoredoxin 1
Exons: 1
Coding region: 218-1933 (571 amino acids)
Source: RefSeq, a predicted model, not a curated record